Messenger RNA from Armigeres subalbatus, 7277 nucleotides. RefSeq lists its product as uncharacterized. Lineage: Eukaryota; Metazoa; Arthropoda; Insecta; Diptera; Culicidae. Bases 1252 to 5415 code for a protein of 1387 amino acids. The transcript has 4 exons. The record is from RefSeq and is a predicted model, not a curated record.
UCUAGUGCCGUCGAGUAGGACGGACGUGGAAGGUCUUGCAGUCGUGGGCCCUAUCAGCCAGUUCUCAUAGGUGUUGUUUGGAGAAAUCCCCAAGCGGAAGAGUGUGUCCCAGCGAAAGCCGCCUCGGAGAGCAGGCGAUAAUAUUAAAGGCAGACGAGGAAGAAAAGCAAGGAAGCAAGAAGGUUGUGAUCUGAAGAAAUUAAAAGCAACUCUUAAAAAUUUCUUCCAAUCUCUUGUGGUCCGUCGGUGUGUAGUGUGACUCUCGAGCCUUGGAUGGUGCGGCUAAGUGUGAGUUAGGGAAACGGUGGACACACAUUCAGCGGGUGAAAGAAAGUACGUUAAGCUCCCCUUCUUCGGUCCGGGGCUUAGAGUGGUGCAUUUCCAAACCCAGUAGAUGGAGAGUGAGAGAUGAAAUCGUGGCAUUGCAGGUUUUAUUUUAAUGGAAAAUAAAAUAUUGGUUAUUUGUGUGUCAGUUAGUUGAUAACUAUUCAAACGAAAUCUUUCUUUUAUUGGCACGACAAACUGAUGAAUUUCAGAUAAGUUUUCAAAAAAUAAAUGUACGCAAACCAAGUGGGAGGUGAAAUCGAGUCGUUCAAUAGCGAUCGCAAAAUGCUGAUUGGAAAGGACUAAACGAAUUAACAUUAAUAAAUUAUCGUUUCUCGUUGAAAUUUAAAUUCGUCAUUUAAAUAUCUGGAAGAGACAGUUCCGUAAAAGCAUCAACAUCCCGGUUUGAAGUAAAAGCGAAAUUAUAAACAGGAAGUGCUAACUAGUAACGACGAAACUCGUGCAAGUGGGAAAGGCAGUGAAAGCCUAUCCUCCUAUCAAUCGUCUCCGAAGAAAUCGAAAACGCACCACACUGAAGAAAACAAGUUGACCGAGAAAACAAGAACAGGUUCGCCGCUUGCUGCUGGAUGACAAAUUAAAGUCUAUCUCUCUGUGUGUGCCGCGUUUCGCUUGGGUGAAUCGGUGCAAACAGACCUACCUACUGCCUACCGUAGACAUUGAGCCGUGCAGGGCAGUUGGUCAAGCGUAAGACCUGGAGAUUUCCCCUUUUCGGGUGAAAAGAAACGUCCAUCGACCGCUAACGACAUCUUCACACUAGGCGGCGGAUUACAUAUUGAGCUGGAAUCGCGAUCCGAAGAAACCUUGUAAAGGUAUACCAUUCCACUGCCGAUCAUCUUACACUGACUUGUGGUGGAAUUUCAAGAAAACGGCGAAACAUUGGUCUUGAAGGAUCAUUGACAUCACAGGAUGGGAGAGAGAAAUCGGCUGCUGCCGAUAAGUGUCGCAGUAUGUUUGGUAUUGUAUGCGACAGCAUCAGUAAACGCCUUCAAUUUCGAUGAUGACUUGGAAGAUCUGAUAGCUGAAGAAUCAAUCGCAGAUGAAGAAAUCUAUGGUGAUCCUAUUUUACCAUCAAAUGUCUUCAAUGGAGGAAAGCCCUUCUACGUUGAGCGUGAUCCUUCUACAGGAGCGAUUGAUUUCAAUCAUAAGAAAACUGUCAAUCAAAUUGACGUAGAUGAUAAAGGAACUUAUGAUACAAAGGACAGUCAUGUCAGUGACACAAAGGAUGUCAUCGUUAGCCAAUCAUCGCCUAAUUUCCACGAUUUCUUGAACCUGCCGGUAAAGUACUCCUCGUCGAACUUUGUGUAUCCUUUGAUAUCAAGUUCGUAUGCUAAUUUGAAAUACCAAGGUAGCAACAAAGUGUCGAAUCACAAGAAUGUAACUUCAACGCCUUCUACAACGACAGCAGCACCAAAAUUCCAAUUUACACGACCUCAGUACACAACUGCAAAGCUUGAGACCACACGAACUCAGUUGAGCACUACGACUUCUCAAGCGACUCAACCUUCUUCUCGCUAUACUUAUCCAACUACUUCUGGAAGACCAAUUACAACAACGACUACUACGACGACAACAGAAUUACCAAUAACAACUGUGCCAGCAAAACAGUUGUUCACCAGAUACCCUUACAAGAGUACCAUAAAGAACAAAUAUUUGGAAACGACAGAAAUGACUCGUAAAAAAUUCUUCCUACCAUCGACACUUUCUUUACCGACUACAACAACAACACAACGACCUCACAUCACCGAACUGCAAACAACUCCUAUUCGCUCUUCAACCUUCUAUUCACCUUCUAUUCGACCAUGGACUAGUCCAUCCUCUACUCAACCGGUCACUACUACCUCAGAAUCAAUCACCGAAUCCCGUCCUGCGAAUCCCAUUCGUUUUGAAGACCAUCCAUCGCAAACACUGCCGGAAGAGGAUACAGCUAAUAAAAUUAAAUUUACAAUACCAGCACUAAAAUACGAGGGCAAUCGUCCAGCACCAUUCAGACCACUGCCACCGAGUCAUAUUAUGCUGAACCGUAAAAAUGAAACCAGCAACAAAAUCGAUCUUCCAAACGAUCCGGCUGUAAUGUCCCUUUCCGAUAUAUUCAACUCUCUCGGCUUGGAUGACAAACAAGCUGCCGCUGAAGAGAAAGAGAACUCUAUUGUUUUUGAAACAACAAUCUCGCAAACAACAGAGCAAACAACACCACCCGCAAUUGUUCUUAUUCCAGAGCACAAACCAAUAAUAAACCAAGAAGGGCCGAAAAUUGAGCAAUCCAUUGAUCUGACAGAUCAGUACGUAAAGUAUGAUAUCCAACAAUCAAAUGGACAUCGUCCGCAGAAACCAAGCAACGAUCAAUACGACCAUUACGAAGUGUAUCAAUCAAAUGGACACAGACCACAAAGUCCUCCAAACGAUAAUAAUUUCAGUAAUCAAUACGUCAAGUAUGAAGUACAGCAACCACAAAUAAACUUAAUUAAAUAUGGAUCGGUUCCCAGCAUGAAUAGCGUAGUCAUCAGUCCAAAUCAGCAUUCGGCUACGUUUGUUUUGGGUUCUCAACAAUCGGUAGGAAGUUCAAACGAUGGACAUUUUGUUAGUACAGUCUCACAAGAACCUACAUCGGCCGCACUCAGUUCACAACCAGCUGGUUAUCAGAUGGGUCAGGUGCUGGACGAACCAAAUGAAAAUUCUAAUGUGCAAGUCGGCACAUCGGUGAAUGUUCAAGUUAAGCCUCAAGACAUUAUAAAGACCACCAGUGUGAGAUUCCCCAGUGAAAGUGACGACAAGUACGAAAAUGCACCUAUUAUCAGUGGAACUCAUAAGAGUGAAGUGUUGCCACCCAACGGACAUUCUGCCCCCAUUGGCGUGGGUUCAAAUGCUAUGGUCGUGUUUCCUAAAAAUGAUCAAAUUGAAAGUACUCUUCAUGAAGUAUCCAACAGGAUUGUUUUCGAUACACCAAAUAAUGAAGCAUUGAACAAAAACGAAAUUUCGAGCUUUACUCCAGAUUUACCAGAACAACUAACUCCUCCUUCAAAACAAGACAAUACCCAGCUUUUGAAACGUCCAAGACCUCCAAUGUCUGCGCAAGGACCACCUUUCAUUUACAAAGAAAUCCAACGUAGACCAUUCCCAGGUGGUGUUCGACCACCUCAGCUUCCUAAUAUUUUACCCCAAUUCCGACCAAAUGCAAAGAUAUCACAUGGCCAUCCCCCAUAUCACAAAGAAGCUGGUAAUUUCAGAAUUCCUCCACAACAACCUGGUAAAAAUCUUCCGCCUAAUGGGCCACCAAGAAAACCAUUCACUGACCCCGCAGCACAACUUCCUCCAACAUCUACUCUAGCGAUUCGCCGUUCUCCAGUCCCGACCAGAUUUAUGACUCGAAUGAAUUCCAUACGCCCUCCACCUCCCCCUCCUCAGCAAAUGGAAGUGCACAAUGAAAACCGGCGAUACUAUCGCCUGCCUCCUCCAAUGCUGAAGGAUCGCGUAUUCCACAUUGCUCCCCAAAACCUUAAACCACCACCACCACCAGGUCCAUCGCAAGCUUCCAGGUUUGCUGAGAGCUACGCUCCGCCAACACCCGAAAAAUCCUCCGUACCAAAUCGAAACCCCGAAGAAUCCCCCAAUAAUGAAUUUCAACGUGAUCCUCCAACUAUCCUAAAGAACACCAUGUCAGACGAUAAACCACAACGCCCCAAAUUGGAACCGGUGGUGACCCUGCAAAUGCUUCAAUCCAAAAAGCAAACUGAGCAGUCCAAACAUAAACUACCAUCGGGACAAAAAAUCGACCUAGCUAUUGAGGGACAACCACCAACUUCUUCCCCACAAGCGGCAAACAUCGAUGGAAAGCAACCGGUCUACGUUGUCUAUCCCGUCAAAAGUACCCCUAUGAAUCUGGACUCCAUUCAUGCAGGAAGCAACAUUGAUCCCGUAGUUGUAGGACAUCAUGGCGAGCAACCCCUAAUGACACCACCUCCAGUAAGGAUCAGCCCAGGCAACGAAUAUCAAAAUACCCCAUUUUCAGUAGCUUCUCACUUUGAACAGGAACCAAUUCUUAUGGCAAAGGACAAAAAGCAACAUCCAAAGCUUCACUUCCCAUAUAACAUCGAAAAACCGGAUCCAUACUCUCUCAUCGAGAUAGAAAGCGAAUCGAAGAACCGCGUGCCGGAAUUUGUUGAAAAGAAACCGGAUACCGUUUAUAACAUCGGCGAGGAACCAGUCAGCAAGGAGCAACCGGAUGACUCCGUAAUUUCGACCAAAUUGCAACGAGUCACAGAAAGCACGCCGAUUGCCAUCGCGUACACACCAACGGAAUCCAACCAGAAGUACAACUACAUCAAGCAUCCAAACUCGCCUUAUUAUUCGCCAUACGGUGAAACUCAAACUGAGGUGUCCUAUCUAAAGAUGGACGAUUUUGAUGAAUUUGGAAAUCCUGCCCACCACUACGAACAUAACUUCCAGGCACCGUUCCAGGCUAGCAUUAGCUUGGAUCCAGUGAAAGUUACCAACCCGUACGAAGGAUGGGCAGUUGUAACAUCGUCACCCCAGGCGUUAGUCAAAGAACAAAAUAAAAUUGAUCGGAGCGAUGAUCACCAUUCAGAAGAGAAUGAUGUGUCCACGAAUAAACCCUCCGAAAAGGGCGGUUUCCAACCUGAACUGCAGGGAGGCUUCCGACCUAUCUACGCAGAGGACGUCAAGCUAAGCGAAUUGAUGAACCCGGAUCCGCAGUCCAAAAAUGCAUUCUUUUUGGAGAGCGAAAGUGAGCCUGAGCGGCCGAAAAAGCAUGAGUCGAAACAGACGCAAGAGAAAGCUGAACAUAUCGAAAGAAAACCAGACAGAAAACCGAUAUUAGAUAGUUUGGAAGCAUUUUUCGAUAAUUUGACUAAGGAUUAUGACGAAAACACAGAAACGACUGGACUAGGCGAUGAAAUGGAUGUAGAUGAGAGUACUGCUAAAACUUCCAACGAACUAGAGGGAAGGAGCAAUGAUAACGUCAUCAGCGAAAUAAACACAGACGAAGGGAGUACGGACGAACCAUCAAGCAAUAAACAAGCGAGUAAUGUGAAAGAAGAGAGCUCAAAAGAAUGAGAUGAAUAGAUUAGUGUUUGAAGGGUUUAAUUAUAUUGGCUAAAGUUUUUUCUGAAACACAUUCGCCAAACAAAAGCAACUAUUCGAUGCGUUGCCUAUUUGAUAAAGUGCAUUUUGAGGUUACAGUGAUAAAAAAAUCUCACAUAGUAAAGCUAGAUUUUACUAAAGAAAAUCGAUAUCUUGAGUAUCUAAUGUUAAGUGCAAAUCUUUAGGCGCGAUUAAGCUUCCUACAUCCUUCACAACAAACCAAACAAUACUACAUUCCACAAGUCCUAUCAGCAAAUCUUUUCGAAUAUUCGAAGAAAGGGUAUAUGAGCGUGAAAACAUAAAAGAAGCUAGUCAGCUAAACUUAAUAUUAGAUACUUGAUAAACCAAUUAACUAAUAAACAAAACAGCAAGAAACAUUCCGAACCUAUGCCUUCUCCGCACCCUCAAUUGUAUAGUUGUUAUUAUUUUCUAAAUUACUUGUAAUUUUAGACUGAUAAUGAUGUAUAGAAAACUGAAAGGACGAGAAUAAAAUUUUCAAAUAACGAAUAAUAGAAUAAGAAACAAAGCUGCAAAGUUAAAAUCGAAUGUACGCAGUGAGAAUAAAAGAAAGUAACAACAUGAAGUAAGCGCAUAACAAAUUGAAAUGUCAUGUUGUUUCAAACAGUGGUGUGAAUUAUUUAACAAAAAUUACAGUUAAGCGGAAUGUGUAGUGAGCGUGUUUUCGAAAUAAUUUCCAUUUCUGUUUUCCACGUAUGUAGUUUCAUUUCUUCGAAUAAAAAUAUUUUAAACGUGUUUAUUUUGAGUAAAGACAGAAUCUUCGGAAAUACAAAAAACUAUUAUCGCUUUGAUUCAUAUUCCGAACAUGACACAUAUCUCGAGCAUUCGCUAACUCAAAAACCAUUUCAACUUUAUUCGCGAUAUUAAUUGCAUGAGAUCUCGAAUACGUUUAUAAUCUUGAUUCUGCAUACUAAAGGUUUAAAUGUGUUAAUACACCAGCCAGGGUUCGGAGUAUGAGUCAUGUUCGGGAGUAGGUUCGAAACUGUAUUCAGAAAUUAAAAACACGAUCACUAUCUUUUCGAGUAAAGCAAGAUUUUGGAAUUCAAUUCAACUUAAAUGUGUGGAAAAUGAUGAACAAAAAGGGAACAGAACACCAAUCUAGCACGAGUUCAUAAAAAAAAAACAAAAAUGUGUUGUAUUGCAUUACUCAAAUUCAAGGAAGUAGCAUUCGAUUCGAACUACAAAUAAUCUUAAUGAAAUCCUAUAAAAUAAAUUAUACAGCAUGUUCCGAAUCAAAGUUGAAUUCAUUAGUAUUUAUAUAUGUGUUUGGCUAUAAUUUCAUAUUCAACUUUAGCAAUGACAGUGUCAUCACGAAUAUUUCCAAAAUAUUCGUCUUUCUAAGCUCAAAAUGGAUGUCUGUUCUCUAUACGCAUAAUAUAAAAACAUGAAGCCUUGAACGAGGUUCUAAUAGAAACGAAGACAAUCAUCAAAAUAAGUGAAAAAUAGUUAGGAACGAAAGAGCUAAAACUUCAAAACUACCGUGCUCUCUUCUUUCCAAUGCUCGUGUGCUUUAUCGAACGAUGUUCUUGGGCUCGAUGAAAAAUCGACGAAAUGUGAAGACAGUAUUUCAAACAGCUCAACAAUUCUGCCGACUGUUGUAAAUUUACGGUAUAAUUUAUUGCAUUAGACAUGAGAAAAAAAAAUCUUUAUUUAUUUAUCUAUUUAUGUACGUAUUAUCGACAGGAACUACAGACGAAACCUUACUUUUCUAGAGGAAUCAGUAUCACUAAAUUACCUCAAUAACAAAACAAUACGAUGAGUAUGAUGCAGAGAUUGACAUGUAGGUUUUAAUUAUUAAAUAAAGUGGUAAUAAAAUG